Molecule: messenger RNA, 2600 nt
Organism: Gryllus bimaculatus (two-spotted cricket)
Lineage: Eukaryota; Metazoa; Arthropoda; Insecta; Orthoptera; Gryllidae
Source: the annotation of a GenBank genome assembly
GUGGCUUUCUACGGGGACGUUGAAGCUACCUCUUGGAUGAAACCGUGAACAGCUGAUUUAUGUCAGGUGCAUGGUUUAAUAAAUGCUAGUAUAAAGAUACGAAUGAGAGUGGCGGCGUGGCUCUGAGGCUCUUAAGCAAGUAGUGCAGUGUCCCACGUUACUCAAAGUUUGUAAUUAUUAUCGUGAAAUCAUUAUUGGUUAAUGAACUGUGUUUAGACUUAUUCGAAAAAUCAAGGCAAAACGUUAUGGGCAAAUUCAAGAAGUCAAAGAAAGGUAGAAAUAAGCAAGGAAAUGAGGGUAAAUGGGAUGAAACACCAAGACGUAGCUAUCAAGAUAUUGUUAGGGAAAAUGAAGAUUUUGAGAAAUAUUAUAAGUUGCAGGGUAUUUGCCCAGAUUCUGAAUGGGAUACAUUCAUAACUUCAAUAAAAGAAAAUUUGCCAACAACCUUUCGAAUUACUGGGUCAAAAGUAGAAGCUAGAGCACUCUUAAAAGUUGUGAAAAGUGAAUUUUUUAAGGAUAUUCUUAAUCCCACCCAAAACAGCAAGACAGUUGAUGAGUCAGUUGGUGAAAAUGAAGAACUAUCUCCUGAUGAAUUAAAAUUAAUUAAUCUUCCAUGGUACCCAGAUGGUCUUGCUUGGCAGCUUAAAUUAACUCGUAAAGAUAUUCGGCGUUCAGAAGAAUAUUUUCGUCUUCACAAUUUCUUAAUCUCAGAAACAAAUUCUGGUAACAUUAGUAGACAAGAAGCUGUGAGUAUGAUACCUCCACUUGUAUUGGAUGUGCAGUCACACCACAAGGUUUUAGACAUGUGUGCUGCUCCUGGCUCGAAGACUUCUCAACUUAUCGAAUUGCUACAUGGAGACAACAAUAAUAUUCCAACUGGAUAUGUUAUUGCUAAUGAUAUUGACAACAAACGCUGUUAUAUGUUAGUACACCAAGCAAAACGUCUUAAUUCACCCUGUAUAAUUAUAACAAACCAAGACUCGGGAGCUAUGCCUAACUUCAUAACAAAAUCAGAUGGCAAACCUUCAAUAGUCAAGUUUGACAGGAUUUUAUGUGAUGUCCCUUGUUCUGGAGAUGGAACAAUGCGCAAGAACCCAGAUAUUUGGCUAAAAUGGAAUGCUGCCAAUGGCAACAACCUACAUAGAAUCCAGUGGCGUAUUUUGCGGAGGGGACUUGAGAUGCUUGAAAUAGGUGGCCAAAUAGUUUAUUCAACAUGUUCAUUGAAUCCCGUGGAAGAUGAAGCUGUCAUUAGUAGGAUAUUAAAAGAAGCAAAUGGUGCUGUUGAGCUUCUUGAUGUAACCUCCAAACUUCCAGGUCUGAAGUUUGUCCCUGGGAUGUCACAUUGGCUACCUGCUAGUAGGGAUAUAAAAGGUUAUGAAAAAUAUGAAGAUGUUCCAGAGGAAUGGCAUCAACAGAUCAUUCCUCAGAUGUUUCCUCCUUCAAAAGAAGAAGCUGAAAAUAUUCGUGUUCUUCCUCAUCAUCAAGAUACAGGAGGUUUUUUUGUUGCUGUCCUUGUUAAAAAUAAACUAUUGCCUUGGGAAUCAGAGAAAAAAGAGGUGGAGCUAGAAAAUAAGGAUCAAGAGAAAGGUUCAAAAAGAGAAAAUGAUAAAACAAAUGAGCCUCAGCGUAAGAAGCGACGUAUUCAGGGCUACAAAGAAGAUCCUUUUAUUUUCUUUGAUGAAAACGAACCCCUUUGGCCUCUUAUUAGAAAUUUCUAUGAAAUUGAUUCCAAACUGGAUCCAACUUGUUUGUUAACAAGAUGCAAAGAAGGAAAAAAGAAAAAUAUUUAUUUUACAUCACCUGGUGUUCGAGACAUUGUAAUAAACAAUGCUGAUCGAGUGAAGUUAAUAAAUACUGGUGUGAAAACAUUUGUAAGAUGUUACAAUACUGACAUGGAGUGUGCAUUUAGAUUGGCUCAGGAGGGUUUGCAGAGUAUUAUUCCUUUUAUUGGACCAAAGCGGCGUGUGCCCAUCACAAAAGAUGAUCUUAUAACAUUACUUACUUGUGACAAUCCAAAAUUGCCUCCUGAAAUUUUCCGGCUAAGCCCAAAGUGUCAAGAACAUCUAAAUGCUAUUUCUCAGGGUAGCUGUGUACUUUCAUUUGUGGAAGAAGAUAACAAAAAUGACCCCGAUAACAAUCCUCUAAAAUUGCACCUGGUCGGUUGGAGGGGAAAAACGUCUGCUAGAGGUUAUGUUCCUACUGCAGACUGUGUACAUUAUUUACGAUUGUGUGGUGCUGAUGUGUCAAAGUAUGAUGUUAACAAAUUUAAGAAUAAACCAACUGGAGACUUAUCAGGAGAAGGUGACUCAAAUAGUGUGAAAAUUGAUGUAGAAUGUGAAGUUAAUGAAAAUGAGCCAGAGGAAAUUAUAGAGGCAGAUGCUGAAGUAGAAAAAAUGGAAACUGCAAAUACUGUCUCGUGAUGUACAUUAAGUAUUAAGUAAUUAUAAACUUAUUUUUGAAAUAUGUUGUAUAUUGUAAUUGUAUUUUAUACAUUUGAAAAUGACCAUUUACUAUUGGAUUAAAUUAAUUCAAUUGUAUUGUUAUAAAAGUCUACUUUUUUUGAGUUGAAGUGACUAAAAAUAAACACUCUGAAAAAACAA